Solea solea (common sole) is the source of this 930-nucleotide messenger RNA. RefSeq names its product muscle segment homeobox 3 (gene msx3). The record is from RefSeq and is a predicted model, not a curated record. Gene Ontology annotation, biological process: regulation of transcription by RNA polymerase II; embryonic morphogenesis. The coding region runs from base 172 to 930 and encodes 252 amino acids. Gene Ontology annotation, cellular component: nucleus. Lineage: Eukaryota; Metazoa; Chordata; Actinopteri; Pleuronectiformes; Soleidae. Gene Ontology annotation, molecular function: DNA-binding transcription factor activity, RNA polymerase II-specific; RNA polymerase II transcription regulatory region sequence-specific DNA binding. The transcript has 2 exons.
GGCACUUCAUGGACAGAAGCGGCACGAGCGCGCAGCAGACCUGAAGUUCACCACGCAGACACACACAUCCUCGGAUGAUCCUCCUCCUCGGACGGUCACAGAUUCCUCCGAGUCGACGACACGGAAAGACUUCACACAGCACCGGGGGAGCGCUGCAGGGAAAGUGGGUGUAUGGCACCUCAGUCGUGCGUAAUGAAUCCUGCGCAGGGAUCACCGCCCUCCACCGCUCCCGGGGAGACUUCAUCAGCAGAGGAGGGAGCCGCUAACGUGGACCUGUCACCUGCGAGAAGAUGUAAAAACAGCAGUCUUGAUCUGUCCUUCGGUGUGGACUCCAUCAUUUCAGACAGACCGUCCGGCAGAAGCCUCCACUCCCCCGGGUCUGGUUCAGGCUGCGUCCGGGCGGUGGACGAGGACUCCGACUGUGCGUCUCCGAGGGAACUUUACCGGUCUAAAGCAGAGGCGGUGGAUCCCGAUGACAUGGACAAGAGGCCCUGGUGUCAGGCUUCAUACGCUUCCCCUACAAGACUCCCCAGCCCGGCCGCUUGCAAUCUCCGCAAACACAAGAACAACAGGAAACCCAGGACUCCCUUCACAACCUCCCAGCUUCUGUCUCUGGAGAGGAAGUUCCGUCAGAAACAGUACCUCUCCAUCGCGGAGAGAGCGGAGUUCUCCAACUCCCUCAGCCUCACAGAGACACAAGUCAAGAUCUGGUUUCAGAACCGCAGGGCCAAGGCCAAGAGACUGCAGGAGGCCGAGCUGGAGAAACUCAAGCUGGCCGCCAAGCCCCUGCUGCCGGCCUUCGCCUUCCCCUUCCCCCUGAACGCACCCAUGGGCGCACCGUCCCUGUACGCGGCCCUGAGCGCACCGCGGCCUGCAGUGCCUGUCCCGGGACUUUUCCGUGGACCAUAUGGGAUGUACUACUUGUCUUAA